Molecule: messenger RNA, 6654 nt
Organism: Anastrepha ludens (Mexican fruit fly)
Lineage: Eukaryota; Metazoa; Arthropoda; Insecta; Diptera; Tephritidae
Exons: 8
Coding region: 338-5374 (1678 amino acids)
Biological process (GO): actomyosin contractile ring assembly; mitotic cytokinesis; septin ring organization
Cellular component (GO): actomyosin contractile ring
Source: RefSeq, a predicted model, not a curated record
AAAAACAACCCUGUGCCAAAGAGGUUGUAAGGUUGGCCUAACGAAUGCAAUCGUAAAGCGUAAUAAAAAUAAAAUUUUAGUGAUAACGCCAACUAACGUUAAUUAGGCCGCAUUUGAAAUCUGUUUGAAAAGACAAGUAAAACUCGUUUAGUGCAAGUGCAAAGUGAAAAGUAUCAUUUCUCAUAGUGCACUGAAAAGAUAAGCCGCAAUUGAAGAGAAAAAAUUGAUCAGAUAGUUGCAUUACGAAGAAACCAAAUUUGUGCAAUCGUUGGAGAGUGCAAUUCGUUUAAUGCAGUUCGUAUUUAGCAGCGGCUACCAAUGCACUUAAAAUUGCAUUAUGACCAAUCCAAAAAUAAGAAAAUCGAAUAAAACGCCGGCAGCGGAUGUAAAUGUGCAGCAUCAGCAAAACAAUGACGGAGGUGAAAUUUUAAAUGUGCUUGACGAUUCUGGCGACGGGGUGCUAUUGAAUUUAGACGAUUACCCUUUCGAGGCUGAUUCUAAUUCUGAGGGCUUAGAGGAAGAAGAUGAAGCAAACUCUUGUUCAUCCUUCAGUCUACAAGAGUGCAUAAAUGAGUUCCGUGCACGCCGUAUACGACGCCUGUCGACACAAAGUCGCGAAGUAGCGCAAGUAGAGGAACUGGUAAGUGCAUUUGUAGGAGAAAAGAGUGAAAAGAAAGCGUUACCUGACCCAGCCGAUGAGGAUUUAAUCAACCAGAAUCGUUCCAACAAAGAACAGGAACGCAAGUGCAAGCCCUGUCGUGAUGGUUUUUGUUAUUGUUUUACAAGUGACAGCGGUGAGGGUGGCGGCGUGUGUGAUGCUGCAGGAGCGAGCACACGUGGCGGGCACGCUCGUCAUUUGAGGCGCCACAGGCGCUCUGAGUGUCUUGAGAAUACUACAGUGAUACCGCAAUCCCAUGUAAAGCCAGUUGACCACGAGGAUGUUCGACGCGAUAGCGUACCUACUUACUUCAAAGUUCCAGCAGAACAUGUGCAACAAGUCUCACCACAAAAACCGAAGCAUGAUAAAAUUAAACAUAACGCAUCUGCAGAAGCUACUUCUAACGAAAAUGAGCUAACUGCUAUAAGUCGUUUAGAGACAAGUGCACCAGAUGCUCCUUUGAUACAUAUCAUUCAAGAGUUGCACAACAACUGUGUGAUAUCUGAGGUGCGCGUAAAUAAACACAAACUUCAAGCUAAUCGACAAGGUCAGCAUUUAAAUGCGCGACAAGAAUCCAAAUCAUCGCCACAAAAGACUCGGCAACCACAUCCGACUACGUAUAUGCAUGAGCCUACCGCACCACCUCUAGAAAGUUAUAUUUUAGCUGACAAGCAAGCUCAAAAUAAAAGAGAAACAUUUCCUAGACCAGUUCUAGAUAAAAUCAGUGAAUUGGAUUCACUUUCCGAUGCUUUCGCAUACUCCACACCACUGACCAGUAGUUCAAAACACACUGAUACGGGACGACGUAGGCACAAAGCCGGCGGACGUUUGUUGCAAAAGCGUUUAAGUCUUUCGUCGGUGCAUUCUAAGCCCAGACGGUCACUACAAGCACCACCCAAACCACCGCGCACAUAUUUGUGCCUUGAGGAAAAAUCCAGCGCAUCAUCCAUCACAUCUACUUCAACAUCGUUGCGUGAAGCAGAGCGUAUACUCGAUGAGUUCUUGAUUCGAAGAGGUGCAAUGGUGAAAGACAGCGAGGGUAAAACGGACAAAAGUGUGAAAAAAGUAGAUAAAGCCGUGCAGAUGGAUGUAGAGAAAGUGCUUUAUGCCACUGAGAGGAAACGCGAACAUCGCAAAUCUUGUCCGACGAGCUUAAUGGGAGAAAAGUUGCAGCGCCAGUUGGUAUUACAUUCCUACCCCUCGCUUAGUGAUAUCGAACGCUCCGCUUUGGAUUCGAACAAGAAAUAUUGCAAUUAUGAGAAGAAUAUACGACGUAUAGCUGAAAAGCCGGUUAAAGAAAUCAGUUUCGGUUGGAGAGAACCGAAAAUAACAGAUAUGCUCAAUUGUGACACCACUACCAAGCGUCGGCAAUUCAGAUCGCAAGCGGUACAAGCUGAGCCCCAACAAGCUAUUGGUUGGCAAAUGCCACCUAAAGUAAAUCUCGACACAGUCGAUGGUGUAUGUUCCAAUUUGGCUGCAAAUAUAUCAACUAAAAACACACCCAUUAAGUCAACACCCAUCUCAACGCCAAAGAAACCAGGGGAUUCACAAAAAUUUAUUUGGAGUGAGCAAUGGCGUAAUCUUUCUCCGUGGUGUAAUAAGCAAUCGAAAAGUGGGAAUCGUGCUUUGAAAAGUAAUUUGAAAUCUUCGCGCGGAUUCUUGCGCAGUUCGAAGAAAAAAAUUCUUCGUUUAGUUACACCCAAGCGCGAUAAUUUACAACGCGGUAGAAAUUAUUCAUCCCACAGCAUUGGCAUUCAAACGUCUCAGGACGAACUGCAGCCAUAUGAAGCAAGCAUGACACCCCAAUCUCCACCUGGUAGCUAUCACUCUGCAGUACAAACAUCGACGCAGACUACCACACCCACUUGUUCGCAAAAUACUAAUGACACGGCGACCCAAAAUUUCGACUUUUCACGCACUGUCCAUCCACCGCCCAAAAAAGCGCCACGCGCUCACACGCAACGUAAACUAAAUUUUCCACUCGGUGGCUGUACGGAUGGAAAUUGCAUUUCGUGUGAGCAUGAUACCCUCAGUACGCCUAUGAAAACGAAAACGUAUCGCUCGUACCAUGGGGACUUGGAUCAAGAUGUGACUCUUUCCAAGCUAGGUUAUAUACUUGGAAAUAUACGCGCAAAGUUGGAGGCUAGUGACGAGCAUGCAGUUAGAACUUUUCAGGAAAUUGAGCGCCGCGAACAAUGUGCUGCCGGUAUUGAUUGUACAGAUGGGCAGAUUCGACGGCUGGAAAUGCCUGCUAACAUGGAUUUUGCACGGCAGCGCACACAGCAACGCAACGUCUACCAACACGAACCUAUUUAUUCUGAAAUUGAAGAGGAUAGUAUGCACAUUACAGGCACGCCGCAAUAUGAUAACACAACCAGUGCCAAGGAGGUUUUGGCAGCCAAACAGGAUGUAGACGCGUUGUAUGCCAAAGUGAAUAAGACUAACAAAAAGCCUAAAGCACACUUUACACAAGACACUCCGAUUGCAUUGGGAAAGCUACUGCAUGAUUCGAUGCGCAGUUUUAAUACACCCCAAUAUACAUUACAACUGCCAACGCUGCAAGAGCAAUCUGGGAGUGAAACGUCAUACAUGUCGCCCCCGCAACCACAUGCCCGUACAUCGGGCACUUCAACAACCCUCUCACAUUGCCAAUCAUUGAAUAAUGUGCGCGUGCAGGAACAACAUUCACCGCCAAAACGUGAUCGGAACUUAAGUAAAUCGGAUCUGUCACUGCACCGUAGUGAGAUAUUUUUAGACAACCUCUGCCGCAGUGAGUUAAUAGCAGAUAAUAGCGAACUGGAACGUGUAGAGAAAAUAAAUAAUGACGAUUUGAACAAAUCAUGCAGCUCAUUGCGCACCGAUUCUAUUGGGCAGAUAAAUACUUACCGGCACUUUUCUACGUCAACGCCUACUCCAAAUGAUUCCAUAUCCUAUGAUACACCAAAUGACGCAGACUUUGAUCACUUUUCCCAUGGAGAUAUUAGUCGUUUAGGUUUAAGUUUGGCUAGCGAAUCAAUUACUUCUGGUGCACCGAACACACCGAAGAAGCAAAACGCUCCCAAAUUUACAACUAAGUCACAUUUAAGCACUCAGCGGUCUUCUGACCUCAACCUCUCCACUGAAAAUGCCUUUACAUCGCCCUCAUCUUGUCAUCAGCCGAGCAGCAGCUGCCCCGUCACACCACGAAAAGCCCAAUUAGAAUUCCCAGCGCAACUACCACACACCUCCAGCCUUAAAGAGAUGCGACAGGAUGUAAAUGAAGAGCAACAAUGCGCCCUAACACAACAAGAGCAAGACUCGACACAAAAUGAUAGUCUUCAUGGGGCAGCGUUUGCUAAUAGUUGUACUGAAACACCUGCCACCAGUUCAAAUCUUGCACGUUUUCAAAGUUUGAAAAAUGUGUUGCGCAAAUCAUUUAAACGCAGCACAAAUUUCGUGAAAAAUAAAACACGACGUCUAUCUAGCUCCUUUAGCCUCCCUGCGGCACAUAUAGGUUUAUCGAAGAGCAUACACGCACACAAUCAAACCGAUCCACAACUGUAUGCCUCCUCGUCCACUUAUGAUCUGGACGCAUUGUUUGCCUUGGAUGAACAGACGCCAGUAACGCAGCAAUUAGUGCAUGCAGUGAGCAUCUGUAGACAGUUGCCGGAAGUAGAAAUUUCACCUGAAAUGGUGGAAGCUGAACGCUUACUGCUUUUCUCGCGCCUGCGUCGUGAUGUAUGGCCACAGAGAUCGGAAAAGUUGGUGUCGGCAGUAGUGGCAAAAGCUACCGAACAACACACACAACGUUUCUAUGUGGAUAGCAUGCGUUUGCCCAUAAAAGUGGAUGUUAAUCAGGAUUUCUUCUUUAACUACUUCUAUAUAGUGACUUUUGAGUGCGGCGGUGUUAUUAAGUCCACCCAAUCGGCCGAGUGUCACAAUGGACAGGCGAUAUUUAGUGAAUGUGGCAUUGAAUUUGUCGGUGGUUUAGCGCAAGAGGAUGCCGAAAUACGCUGUCAGAUAUUUAUGCUGCGUUUGCGCAAAGUAUCCACACUAUCGCUAGAGCCAAAGCGGCCUAUAGUAAAACUCCCCACUAUACGCACACCUGGCUCCUCAACAACAUCAUCGUCCGGCGAUGAAAUUAUUUCACGAUUUCGACUUCACGCCAGCUUUUCGCUUAACGCUCGUAGUUUUUUGCCAUACGAGUAUGUGGAAUGCGAAUCUAAGAACACAAAUAAACUCUGUUUGCGUGCCAGUGCCAAAACCUGCUUGCUACCGCUAAAACCGCGCACAAAAUCCACAAACCUCGGCACCGAAAUUCAAUUAAAUGGUCGCGCUGAAAUACGUUUGCCCAAACACACACACAGCGGUUUUCUAAAUGUGCAAGAUCCGCACACACUACACAAUUGGAAUCGACGUUGGUGCACAUUGGAUGGUAUACACAUGCGCGUGUGGUCAGAUGAGCAUCAAAUGGACGAUCAACUGCUAUUGACUUUGGAUAUGCAUUCGAAUGCACAGUCAACGCCGUUGCAAGUCGCACCACGAGAGCUGUGCGCGCGGGCACGCGCUUUCUGUUUGCAGUGCUCGCUACAAAAGGGAGGAGAGGAGGUGGACACGGCGGCGGUGUUUUUUGCUGCAGACACACAGGAGGAGCUGGAGGUGUGGCUGGAACAGCUAAAUAUAGUGCUUAAGUUUGUGAAUAAGUGGUUGGGUGCGGGACGGAAUGAUGAAUGUUGAUAUGAGGUGUUUGUUUUUUAUUUUUUCAAAGCGACUCUUGCCUUACAUAACUGUUUCAUUAUAAUAUUCUACAUGCCUUAUAUUUGAUACUAUGUUUUUGUUGUUUUUUUGUUUUUGUAAUAAUUGCAGAUAAAUCUAUUUAAGCGUGGUUUAAAAAAAGUUUAUGCACAUAUAUAAUAACUGUGUAUACAUAUAUAUAUAUUUAUGAAUGUAUAUUUGUCGAGCUAGUCUAGGCGAAUUGUGAGAUAUUCGCCGGGCAUUUUCUUUAGACUUUAAAUUUCAUAGAACUUGAGUGGUAGAUAUGCGGACAGGUUCUGUAAUUUACUUCCGGGGCAGUUUCAAUGCGAUUGCCAGUAAAUUUCAGUGAAAUCUACUCGGAAGGUAAUUACAGAACCUGCCUGGUAGGCUGUAAAAUUUGCGUUCCGAAAGAUGUAGCCCUUCCAUGCGAAGUGUCAUUAACACUCAAGGAAUUCCACUAAAUUUACACGUAAUUGUUUUAAGAUAAUUAGUUUCUGUAUCUCAUGAAUUUUAAGGUGGCGUUGAAAAUUUGUAUAACCUUAAUUUUUGUAAAUCAAUACAUUUGCAUCUAUUUUUUGACUGUAUGCAGCUCUUACAUAUCGAAGUGCCAUUAAAAUUUCAAGUUGAAAUUUACUUUGUAUAAAAUGUUGGGCUUUAAUUAAUUUGUUUUAUUGAUUGUUGUUUUUGUAACAAAAUAAAACAUUCUACAUAGAAUUUUAGGAGCAGCUUCUUGGCUGUAUCCUUAGAUUCUUAAAUAGCACCUAAUAUUAUUAAUAUUAAAUUUAUUUGUGCAAUACUACACCGCGUUGCAUAAUUAUAAGGACACAAUAAUUUUACUAAGAUGUUUGUGUUUUAGAGAAAAUAUUUUUACAUGCACUGUUUACCGCAAGUGUGUUAAGAGAAACAAGUUCACAUAACAAGCAAGCAACAAGAACAACAUCGUUUGUAUUAGGCAAGAAGAGAGUAGUUUAGCGUAAGUUUAGCCUGCCAUCCGAGAGGUUGUGGGCUCGAAUAUAACGUAAAGCACGGUCCUCGCACUUUUAAAAAUUUAGCUACUUUCCCUGUUUCUAAACAAAAAAAAAAUCUGCCAAUUCCAUUCCUCAACCCUAAAAAUUUACCCUUCCAUCCUUGCUCCCGCACAAUAGUCUACGCAUUAUUUGCAUUGUGUCUGCUAAAACAAGCAAAAAAUACAAACACGCAGAGUACACAUUGCAUCAGUGGCGCCUGCAAGAGGAAGCGGCAAACCGCGGUAAUAGCGCAGA